AUGUGGCAUAACAAUCCGGGGUUCUGUCGGGUUGUUGAGGAUGUUUGGGAUUGCUUUCUAAACCUAAACCAUGCCACUUCAUUCUUCAAAACUCUGGCUUCCAAUUGGAAUAAGGAAGUCUUUGGGAACUUAUUCGCUAAGAAAAGAAAAAUUCUUGCUAGAAUUAGUGGCCUUCAAAAAGCAUUGGCGGUCAGACCUUCAGCUUUCUUGAUUUCCCUAGAAAAAGAGUUAUCUCUAGAAUACACUGCCAUCCUUAACCAAGAAGAAAAAUUUUGUGCCCUUAAGUCUAGAAUUGACUGGAAGAUUCUUGGAGAUAGAAACACUGCUUUCUAUCACAUUAAAAUAAUCACCCGCAGGAAGCACAACAAGAUAAGACGCCUUAAGGACAAUCUUGGUAACUGGUUGGACUCUGAGGAUCAAGUUAUAGAUAUCAUCCUAAAUGGCUUCAAAAAGAUCUACCUCACAAACCAUACCUCCUCGGUAACUCCUUCAAACUUUGAAUUAAACUGGGCUAUAUCUCUCGUUGCCAAGGACUCCUUAAGACUAUCAACCAAUGUUUCAGAACAAGAAAUUCAUAAAGCCAUGUUCUCUCUUAAGCCCUACAAAGCCCUUGGUAUGGACGGGUUGCAUGCUGGGUUCUUACAACAUUUUUAG
This is a messenger RNA of Quercus robur (English oak), 654 nucleotides long. RefSeq lists its product as uncharacterized. The coding region runs from base 1 to 654 and encodes 217 amino acids. Lineage: Eukaryota; Viridiplantae; Streptophyta; Magnoliopsida; Fagales; Fagaceae. The transcript has a single exon. The record is from RefSeq and is a predicted model, not a curated record.